Messenger RNA from Triticum turgidum subsp. durum (durum wheat), 522 nucleotides. Lineage: Eukaryota; Viridiplantae; Streptophyta; Magnoliopsida; Poales; Poaceae. The record is from the annotation of a GenBank genome assembly.
AUGGGGAUGCAACAGUCGACGAUGACUGCGUCCGGCGACGGCGCCAAGAGGGCCCUCCGCCGGCUGCCGCACGUGUACAGCAAGGUGCUCGAGCUGCCGCUCCCGGCGGACGCCGACGUCAGGGCGUUCGAGGGCACCACCGCGCUCCACUUCUUCGCGGCCUGCGGCCCCAUGGGCGAGGUGAGGGCGCGCCUCGUCAGGAUUUACCCCGGGGUCGUCAAGGUGGUGGUGGUGCACGUUGGGACCGGAGACGACGAGUAUGGCGACGACAUGGAGCUUGAUAGGUGGAGGUACCGGCUGCCUGAAGACUGUUGCCCGGAGCUGGCUAUGGCCGGUCACAAUCUCAGGUCACAAACCCAAAACGUCAUCACCAACAGCAAGAAGGGCGCCAUGCCCAACAUCACAUACAUUGUCAAGAUGAAGAGCCUUGGGGAUGAGUUAGUUGAUGUUGACCGUUCGGUGUUUGAUCCAAAGAUGGUCGACUACAUCCUCACAGGGCUUGAUUGUGAGUACGUCCCAUAG